This is a messenger RNA of Enterobius vermicularis (human pinworm), 1878 nucleotides long. Lineage: Eukaryota; Metazoa; Nematoda; Chromadorea; Rhabditida; Oxyuridae. The record is from the annotation of a GenBank genome assembly.
AUGCUUCUAAGGUGGUUUGUGCCAUUUUGUUUAUUUGCUCUGGUGCUAUGCGAUGAGCCAAAAAAGGAAGCCCCGGAAGAGGAAGAUGAUGUUGAGGUGGAAUAUGAAAUGGAUGAAGGUGUUGUCAUCUUGACUGAUAAGAAUUUUGAUGAUUAUAUGAAGAAAAAUCCAACAGUAAUGGUAAAAUUCUAUGCUCCGUGGUGUGGACACUGCAAAGCAUUAGCGCCGGAAUAUGUUAAAGCAGCGAAGGAGGUUUCUAUUCCAUUGGCAAAGGUUGAUGCUACUGUAGAAACGGAGACUGCAAAAAGGUUUGAUAUAAAAGGCUAUCCCACUGUGAAGUUCUGGCAUAAUUCGAAAGACCCUGUAGAUUACGAUGGUGGCAGAGAUGCUGAAAGCAUUAUUGAAUUCGUCAGAAAAAGAACGGAUCCCGAUUACAAACCGCCACCAGAGGAAGUAGUUUCUCUAACAAAAGAAACCUUUGAUGAAUUUGUAUCUUCUCGACCGCUGGUCCUUGCCGAAUUUUAUGCUCCAUGGUGUGGACACUGCAAGCAGUUGGCACCAGAAUAUGAAAAAGCAGCUAAACGUCUCAAGGCACAAGGUCGCGAAAUAGCUCUGGUAAAGGUAGACGCAACAUCUGAAAAAACUCUCGCUGAUCAAUUCGGUGUUUCCGGAUUCCCGACGCUGAAAAUAUUGCGAUAUGGAAAGAGAUUUGAUUACAACGGACCGAGAGAUGCCGAUGGUAUUGUUAGAUAUAUGAUUGAACAGUCUGCUCCGGCGGCAAAGAAGUUAAGUAGUGUUAAAGAAGUUCAUCGUUAUAUGCAGAAGCAAGACAUAACAAUUGUUGGUUUCUUUACCAGUGAUGAUUCUAAACUGUUUGAAGCCUUUAGCGAUGCAGCCGAAAUGACUCGUGAGGAAUUCAAGGUUGGAUAUACCAUGGAUCCUGAAACUAUAAAACAUUUUCAAGCAAAGUCAAAAGAUAUUAUUAUUUUCUACCCCGAAGUCUUCUGGAGCAAGUAUGAGCCGAAACGAACUGUGUAUUCUAAGGGAGAUUCGUCUGCUGAAGACUUGUUAACUUUUUGGAGGGAAAAUGCAGCACCACUUGUUGGACAAAUGACAAGGAAAAAUGCUGCAAAUCGCUAUUCAAAAUAUCCUCUUGUUGUUGUGUAUUACAAUGUUGAUUUCUCGAAGGAAUAUAGAGACGGCACUCAGUACUGGAGAAAUAAGGUACUGGAUAUUGCUAAUAAGUAUAAGAAGGACAAGUAUCGGUUUGCUGUUGCUGAUGAAGAAGAAUUUGAGAAGGAACUGGCUGAGGUUGGUCUUGGCGAUAGCGGUCUGGAACAUAACGUCAUCGUAUUUGGAUUCGAUGGUAAAAAGUAUCCUAUGGAUCCUGAAGAAUUUGAUGGUGAUUUAGACGAGAACCUGUCCGGUUUUAUGAAAAAAAUAUCAAGUGGUCAAGCGAAGCCGUACGUUAAGUCACAACCGAUACCAAAAGAUGAUAAAGGCCCAGUUAAAACUUUGGUUUCUGCUAAUGUUGCCAAGAUUCUUGCUGAUGAAUCUAAAGAUGUCUUAAUAGAAUUCUAUGCACCAUGGUGUGGUCACUGCAAGGCUUUUGAACCAAAAUACAAGCAACUGGCUGCAAAGCUAAAAACAGAACAACCAAAUUUAAUUGUGGCGAAAUUUGAUGCAACGGCAAAUGACGUUCCUCCUAAUUACACUGUUGAGGGAUUUCCGACGAUAUACUUUGCUCCUUCUGGCAAGAAAGAUGCCCCAGUUAAAUAUACUGGUGACCGUAAUAUCGAUGAUUUAACGAAGUUUUUGAAGAAACAUGCUGUGAAGUCAUUCCAAGAUAAAGCUAAGGAUGAAAAAACUGAACUUUGA